AUGAUGACUUGUCAAAUGCACAACUGUUCACCUGACUCUUCUACCUACAUAAAUAAUGAUUGUCAUUGUAAAGAUAAUAUAACUAAAGACCCAUUAAUUGAUGUUAAUGCUUCUGGAAUGUUACUUCAAUUGACUACUCCAAAACGACCCAUCAAUGAACGUGCAUUAUCCCUAUCACCUGGUCUAACUAGUUCUAGAAUCAAUUAUGUUGGAAAUAUAUAUUUACCUAGUCGUUGUUCCUCCUAUAAUACAUUAGAGAAGGAGUCAACUUUUCAAGCCACUGGGAAUUUCGAUAGUAACAAUGAGGACUUGGAAAAUAAUAUUCUACCAUUUAGAAAGAUAUCCAAUGGAUUGAAAAUUAGAAUAAAUAAAACUUUGAUGUCUUUACAAAAUGAUUCGUCUUAUAAGUCUCUUUCUGAUUUGAAUAUUGGUGAUGCUGUCAAUCAAUCCAAAAGGCAUUCAAGAGAUUUAGAGCUGGAUGGAAAUGACAUGUUAAUUUUAGAAUCAUCAAGAUCAAAAGAAAAAAGAUUUCGCUAUAUAGCUGGUAAUAAUAAUAAUAAUAAUGAAAAUAUGAUGAGAAAUUCUAAAAGAAAAGUAUUAUUAAAAAGAAAAGAUGUUAACUAUUAA
This is a messenger RNA of Arxiozyma heterogenica, 627 nucleotides long. RefSeq lists its product as uncharacterized. The transcript has a single exon. Bases 1 to 627 code for a protein of 208 amino acids. NCBI's taxonomy places the organism in Eukaryota, Fungi, Ascomycota, Saccharomycetes, Saccharomycetales, Saccharomycetaceae. The record is from RefSeq and is a predicted model, not a curated record.